Messenger RNA from Oxyura jamaicensis (ruddy duck), 2342 nucleotides. Its product is annotated as interleukin-20-like. The transcript has 7 exons. The record is from RefSeq and is a predicted model, not a curated record. Bases 1097 to 1627 code for a protein of 176 amino acids. NCBI's taxonomy places the organism in Eukaryota, Metazoa, Chordata, Aves, Anseriformes, Anatidae.
ACCUCCUGUCACCAACUGCCCCCUUCCCAAGGUGCUCACUUGCCCCUUCGGCAGCAUCCCCACGGGAGCCCUCCAGGACUGCAGGGACAAGCGAAACACUGCAAUAGAUGUCUGUACUUGGCUAUGUCCAAAAGGAUUACACAACCAACCAACCUAACCUCAGAGCCUGGUGAGCCCACCUGGGUUUUGCCCCCUUUGCCUGACAGCAUGCCCCAGGCUGGCAAACCCUGCUCCCAGGGGACUGUCUGACCAAAAGGUCAGUGUGAGAAUGCGCCAGCUCUGCUUGAGGACCUUGGCUGCACCAUCAGGUUUUUCUCAGGUAACGCUCACAGCAGCAUGAGGAUGGAUGGGCAAAGUCUUUGCCUGUGGGUAAAACUGCCCUGCUGCCGCUGGGCUGGUGGAUUUUAAAGAUUUGAGUGUAAUUCGUCUCCUUCUGCAUGGUGAUAGCUUUGGUUUGUGCAUAAUGCUCACCUAAGUUACUGGUGUUCCUGAAAACCAAAGGACUUCUCGCAGCCCCGAGGUGGGAGCUGCUGUCCCAAAGCCCUGCCCUCUCGGACCCCAAUGUCUCCAAACACCGGGCACACGCAGACGGAGGCAAGCAUCUGCCCAACCCCACAGCAAGCCUGAGAGCAGGGUGUCCCAAAACCAGAGGAUGAGGAUCCCAUGCACAAGGACAGCGGUGGAGAGCAGCUUCGGCAGCUUCCAGACUCCCACUGCAUUUCCCAGUGCCCAGGUGGCAUCGCCAGGACCGUGCCGGGGGACCCGCGGCCCCGAGCGCAGCGUGGCGGAGAUGCCGCCCCCACCCCUCGGUCACGGCUUCCCAACCCCGGGCGGCAGCAAUGCCAGGAUUUCCCGCCUCCAGAUGCGAGGGAAACACCUCUGGGUGAAAGAGUUGGAAUUACAAAGGGAAAUAUAUGCUGGGAAAAGCAAGAAAAGUCCCAAAAGUUAAUCCGAGAGCUAUUUCCUCCCCGUACCUGGAUAAAAACGCAUUCUUCGGAGCUCUCCAGGUCAGACGUUGACAAGACGGGUGAACUCGUGGCAAAGAAGAGGAGAGACAUUGAGGAAACAGGCUUGAGCAGGUCUCCCCAGCAGCAGCAUGAAGGGCUCCCACUUACUCCUCUGCCUCUGCUCCGUGACUUGCUGGUUGAGUCUGAUGCCAGCAGCUGGGAACAAAAUCUUCCACUUCGGACCCUGCAGGAUUUCAAUGAGUGUCACCGAGAUCAGGUCUGGCUUCACUGCAAUUAAAGCAAACAUUCAAGCCCGAGACCCCAUCAGGACCCUGAGCAUCCUGUCGCACCCGCAGUCCCUGCACAAGGUCAAGUCUUCAGAUCGAUGCUGCAUCAUCCAUAACCUCUUCAACUUCUACAUGGACAAAGUCUUCAAGCACUGCCAGACUGAGGACUCAUACAUCAACCGGAAAAUCAGCAGCAUCGCCAACUCCUUCCUCAGCAUCAAGAAGAAACUCGAGCAGUGUCAUAAUCAAAAUAAGUGCUUGUGUGGGCAGGAAUCCACUGAGAAAUUUAAGCAAAUACUCGUGAACUACGAAGGGCUGAAUAUCACAUCUGCAGCAAUUAAAUCCCUGGGGGAGCUGGACAUCCUUCUGGACUGGAUGGAGAAAUCUCGUUAGAGCGGGAGGCCAGAACCGCCCACUAACGAGGCUGCUGGCAGGUUGCAGCCCUUGGUGGUACGCAGGACAACAGCGCCCUGUCCCAGAGCAAUCCCACUGACUGCAGCUGAAGUUGGAUCAAUCUCCUGGUGUUUUGCUACCCAGGUGAACAGGAAAAUGUGUCAGCAGGGUCUUGCAUUUAGAUGGAAAUACAGAGUUUGUUCGAACCAGCUUCUCACCCACAUAUCUGACUUCUAUCAAAAGACACUUUACAAGGGAAAAUUCUGGAUUUCUCUUGCUUGCAGACAUAAGCUAUGAUAAUUUAAUAAAAGUAUUGUUUAAAUUAUAAACUCUUUGUAUGUUCAUGAGCGCCCGGUGUCUCGUAGGAACUGCUCUGACACAGCUGAUGCUACGGACAGUGCCCACAAGCCUGGUUUCAGUCUUUUGAGACUGCUUCUGCUGCUGUGCUCUGGCUGAAAGUAGGUGCAUUGUGUGAGAAAAUAGGUCCUCACAGGUGCUGCAGGCCUAAGAAAUCUGUGUUUUCUUUUCAGAUGGUAUUUUCUGCCUUAUCAGUAGAAAAAAGUUUACCAUGAAAAAAAAAAAAAAAAAGUUUACAAUGUGGUUGCUGAAUAGAAAAAAACUUAUUGUGUGCAUUAUUGUAAUUUACUGACACUCAGUAGCACAUUUUGUGGAAGUCUGAUGCACUUACUGUAAAUAAACCCAAUUUGAAACUGUG